This is a messenger RNA of Protopolystoma xenopodis, 243 nucleotides long. NCBI's taxonomy places the organism in Eukaryota, Metazoa, Platyhelminthes, Monogenea, Polystomatidea, Polystomatidae. The record is from the annotation of a GenBank genome assembly.
AAUCUCAAUGCUACAAAACAGUUUACUAAAUCCUCUUCGGACACCACAGCUGCUGCCACCUCUAGAAUAGCACCACAUCAUUUAUUGGACUCUCUGAGCCAUUCUAUCUGCAAGCCAGGUAUAGAAAUUUGCGCUUCGACUGCCUCCGAGAUGACACAUCCAGAAAACAGUUAUUGCAACACCUCCCUUCCUCCCGAGUAUGUACUUACUGAGCCAAAUGACUCCAACAAAGCACCUGAGUGA